AUGGAGCUUGCAAAGUACUUUGCAAUGGAAGACGACAACAGAAUAUACAUCGAAAAGUCGUUUAAGGGAACACAGGAAGAGUAUCUUAAAGCCCUUGAAGAUUCUAAAACAAUAUAUGUAAGCAAUAUUGAUGAGAAUAUCAAAGAAGAGAGACUUUGGAUGCUUUUUUCAAUGGUUGGAGAAGUUAAACGGGUCAUAAUGGGCAUUAAUCGAGGUCUUUUGACGUUUUGUGGGUUUUGCUUUGUUGAGUUUGAAAGAAAAGAAGAUGCUGACAAUGCAAUUAUUUUCUUCAAAGAUUUUUGCCUUGAUGGUAAAUUUCUAAAGGUCGACAAGGACAUGGGAUUUGCUGAAAAUAGACAGUACGGAAGAGGAGUAUUUGGCGGGACAGUGAGAAGCGAUAACAAAAGAAGGAGGUACAGUUGA
Molecule: messenger RNA, 423 nt
Organism: Vittaforma corneae ATCC 50505
Lineage: Eukaryota; Fungi; Microsporidia; Nosematidae
Exons: 1
Coding region: 1-423 (140 amino acids)
Biological process (GO): mRNA cis splicing, via spliceosome
Cellular component (GO): nuclear cap binding complex
Molecular function (GO): RNA cap binding
Source: RefSeq, a predicted model, not a curated record